Molecule: messenger RNA, 1492 nt
Organism: Gordionus sp. m RMFG-2023
Lineage: Eukaryota; Metazoa; Nematomorpha; Gordioida; Chordodea; Parachordodidae
Exons: 2
Coding region: 56-1492 (478 amino acids)
Molecular function (GO): DNA binding
Source: RefSeq, a predicted model, not a curated record
UUUUCAUUUUAAUUGUUCUGGUCAGAUUUACGGAAUAUUAUUCAAUUCUGGGAUUAUGGUCAAACCAAAGCAUCAUGUUUGGAAACAUUUUCAAGAAGUACGCGAUGGUAAAUCAGUUAAAGCGGUGUGCAAGUUUUGCAAGAUGUCCUAUAUCACCCACGUUGAUAGAAUGGUCAAACAUUUAUUAAGCAGCUGUACUAUGUGCCCUGUUAUAAUUAAGGAAAAAUUUUAUUCAAAUUCCAAAAUAUCAACCUCUACAAAAAAUAUCACAAAUGUAAUUUGUAAUACUUCUAAGUCUAACUCUAAUGAAGAAUUGGGUGAAAUUAGUGAGAAUGAUUAUCAAAUGAACAAUAUUUUGUCUUGUGACUCAGGAGAAUUUGAUUCCCUUAUUUCUAAUCAAUCUACAAGCAAGGCGAUUAAAUAUAAAUCUCAAUCUUGUAUAACCGGUUUCAUAGAUAGAAUUAAUCCCAAAGAAAAAAAUGAGCUGGAUCAAUUGUUUGCAAAGGCUGUAUAUGCGAGCAAUUUACCUUUCCACAUCACUGAAAAUCCCUACAUCCAAGAAUUUUUUAAAAAAAUACGUCCUAUUUACACAUUACCCAGGAGAAGGCAGCUGGCUGGAUAUCUUCUAGACAAAGCGUCAGGUGAUAUGGAGGUGAGAGUUGCAGAUAUAAUAGAUAAAGCUCCUUACUUAUCAAUUGUAUCAGAUGGCUGGAGCAACAUUAGAAACGAGAGUAUUAUUAAUUUUAUGGUGAUGACGCCUGUUCCAGUGUUCUACAAAUUUCUAAAUACUGAGGAAAAUCGCCAUACGGCAGAUUAUAUUGCCCAGGAAUUUAAAAAUGUAAUUCAUGAAUUGAAUCCGGUAAAAGUAUAUUCUUUAGUUACUGAUAAUGCCGCUAACAUGAAAGCAGCCUGGAGAAUUCUAAAAUCUGAAUCUAUUUAUAAUCAUAUACAAUGUUAUGGUUGUGCAGCGCAUACAUUGCAGUUAUUCUUUCACGAUUUUGAACGAUUGGACGCCUUCAGUGACCAUAUUUCAAUAAUUAAAAAAAUUGUUAAAUUUUUCAAGAAUAAACACAUACCAGCUGCAGUAUUUUCCCGUAAUAAGAAUCUUCAUGGCAUACCAUCUACAUUAAGUACAAUUAGCCAAACAAGAUGGGCAUCGUCAAUAAAAUGUAUGGAGCAAAUUCAAAUAUGCAAGAAAGCUCUAAAAGCAUCAGUUGUUGAAGAAGCUGUUUGUGAUAAUUGUCCCAUAGAAAUUACCAAUAAUAUAUUAAACGAAGAAUUUUGGACGAAAAAUUUAAAAUUUUUAGCUAUACUCCAACCUUUAGCUACCUCAUUGUUGAAAGUGCAAGGGGAUAAAUUUACUUUGGCCCAAGUAAAAAACGAGAUGCUUAAUUUGGAAAAACACAUAAUACAAUCAUGCCAUGAUUCUAUAUUUUCUCCAUCUCAAGAAAAAAAAUUAAGGUUAUGUUUGAAAAGAGAAAAACUGAUAUAA